This is a messenger RNA of Scutellospora calospora, 1059 nucleotides long. The record is from the annotation of a GenBank genome assembly. Lineage: Eukaryota; Fungi; Glomeromycota; Glomeromycetes; Diversisporales; Gigasporaceae.
CCUGCUCCUAAACCACCUCGUCCAAAAGAGCCCAACCAGGUGCCACCACCUCCACAAACGUCUCCUCCUACAUCUAAACCUUCACCACAGACAAGUAGUCCUUCUGGUCCUGUUACGAAACCACCUCCACCUAAUAGUCAACGACGACCACCACGUAAACCAGCAAAAGAUUCUAUAGAUAUCAUUGAGAGGUUGAAGGCAAUUUGUACUGAUGCUGAUCCAACGAAAUUAUAUAGAAACUUGGUUAAAAUCGGUCAAGGUGCUUCUGGUGGUGUUUUUACUGCUUAUCAAGUAGGAACAAACGUUUCAGUUGCCAUUAAACAAAUGAACCUCGAACAACAACCAAAGAAAGACCUCAUCAUAAAUGAAAUAUUGGUGAUGAAAGAAUCAAGGCAUCGUAAUAUUGUAAAUUACAUUGAUAGUUUCCUUUGGAAAGGUGAUCUAUGGGUAGUUAUGGAAUAUAUGGAAGGUGGUAGUCUGACUGAUGUUGUGACCAGUAAUAUAAUGACAGAAGGUCAAAUUGCAGCUGUAUGUAGAGAGACUUUGGAAGGUUUAUCACAUUUACAUUCAAAGGGUGUAAUUCACAGAGAUAUUAAGAGUGAUAAUGUUUUGUUAGCAUUAAACGGCGAUAUUAAACUUACCGAUUUCGGGUUCUGUGCUCAAAUCAACGAGCAUCACAAUAAACGCACAACAAUGGUUGGUACACCAUAUUGGAUGGCUCCUGAAGUAGUGACGCGUAAAGAAUAUGGUCCAAAAGUUGAUAUAUGGUCAUUAGGAAUUAUGGCUAUUGAAAUGGUUGAGGGUGAACCACCGUAUUUGAACGAGAAUCCUUUAAGGGCCCUAUAUCUUAUUGCAACAAAUGGCACACCUCAAUUGCAAAAUCCUGAAAGUUUAUCGCAAGUCUUUCGAGACUUUUUAAAUCAAUCAUUGGAGGUUGAUUCGGAUAGGAGACCAACUGCAGUUGAACUUCUUAAGCACAAAUUUUUACAAAAAUCUGAGCCUCUCAAAUCGCUUGCUCCGCUGAUUAAAUCAGCAAGGGAAAAUGCAAAGAAGGGCUAA